AUGCCAAGCUCCAGGCCAGCAGCUGGUUUAUCGCCGAAAACUCUAGAGUCUAGAUCACAAUUCCAACCACGACCCCUUCUCCGGAUUGUCAAUUUCAUGGCUACAAUGGAUUGUGGCGAUACAAAAUCCGACGAUUACAGAGACGAAUCAAAUGCUUUAGUUCUUAAGGUGAUCGCUAUUGCAGCAAUUCUCACGGUCGGUGUUAUUGGUGUUGCAACCCCUUUUAUCGGAAAGAAACGUAGCUUUUUACGCACAAAUGGAGACGUAUUCGUCGUCGCCAAGGCUUUAGCAGCGAGCGUAGUUCUGGCGACUGGAUUCGUUCAUAUGCUUCCCGAUGGUGCACUUGCGCUAUCCGACCCUUGCUUGCCUAAAAAUACAUGGUCAAAAUUCCCCUUUUCUGGGUUCAUCGCCAUAGUUGCUUCGUUGAUGACAAUGGUCAUAAUGUUGAAUUAA
Molecule: messenger RNA, 453 nt
Organism: Macadamia integrifolia
Lineage: Eukaryota; Viridiplantae; Streptophyta; Magnoliopsida; Proteales; Proteaceae
Product: zinc transporter 4, chloroplastic-like
Exons: 1
Coding region: 1-453 (150 amino acids)
Biological process (GO): zinc ion transmembrane transport
Cellular component (GO): plasma membrane
Molecular function (GO): zinc ion transmembrane transporter activity
Source: RefSeq, a predicted model, not a curated record